AAGGGAGUUUUGAAAUCGAUUCAAGUUUGCAAAUUAAUUAUCCACACAUCAGUAAAUAAUGUCUUCGACGGCCGUGGGUUGCCUCCUUUCUCCUCUCCUUCCUCGUCCGAGCUCCACCGUCGCGGCCGCAGGCUGCAACUGCAAGAGCAGAUCCAUUCGGGUCCGCGCAUCGAUGAGCUCCCCGCCGCCUCCAGUGGCGGAGUUUCCCUACCUACCGCCGGCGCAGCGGGAGCUGAUGGUGGAAAUCCUCUCCAUGGUGGAGACCGGGCUCGGGCCGCAGCUCCUCCCCUCCACCGUGCCCUCCGACGUCCUGUCCUUCCAAAAUCCGUCCGGGUCGGCCCAUGGCGCCAUCGAUAUCCGACACGGUGGCCGCGAUUCCACGGUGAACUUCAUACUGGAAUCAUGGCUGCAUUGCCAGAUCCCUACUGGUGCUCUUAAUAUAGCCACUUUGUUGGUCUUUCUUAAUUCUUCCACAGAUGCUCCUCACCUUCUUAUGGAGUUCAUGCAAGGAAGCCCAACGUCCCUCGUUCUCCUCCUGGACUUGAUACCACGCAAGGAUGUCGUCCUCCACCCUGACUACCUUGACGAAUUUUACCAUCAAACCGAUCUGGAUAAACAGAGACAAGUGCUUUCCAAACUUCCACAGGUGCAACCUUACAUGUCAUCCUCUAUUUAUGCCCGCAGUCUCCUAUCACCCACAGCAAUUGCAGUUGACAUCAAUUGCGGUGACGGGAAGGAACAGACCUUGCUGGAAGAGAUAAUCCGUGGCAAACUCAAUAUGAUUUGCAAGGAGAUUGUUCAAAUAUGGUUACGCUUAUGUGUUAAAACUAGGCUAUCGAGUGAAGUGGAUCAAGACAUUCUGGUUAAAAGAGAUAGUUUGAUCAAGAGCAAGGCCAUUGAAAUUGAUCUCGAGGCAAACCUGCCUAGAAUGUUCACUCCUAAGGUCGCAAGCCGCAUAAUAAGGGAAAUUAAGGAGGCUUAUAAGUGCAUAGACAGUGGAAAUUAAAAAAUUUGUCUAAGAGUUCCCAAGAUGUAAUGAUGAUAGUUUAGAUUUGCAGGUGCGGCAAAUCUAACUAGUUUGUUUGUCUGUCUAUCAUAAAAAUUUGGCUUGAUGAAUUGUCUAUGUAAUAGCAGAGUAUGUUGGAGCUUUACUAUGAUUCGACCUUUUUGGUUGUUUAUAAUCUAAUGAAACUGAAUAAACUAA
Messenger RNA from Zingiber officinale, 1204 nucleotides. Its product is annotated as red chlorophyll catabolite reductase-like. The transcript is spliced from 2 exons. Gene Ontology annotation, biological process: chlorophyll catabolic process. Lineage: Eukaryota; Viridiplantae; Streptophyta; Magnoliopsida; Zingiberales; Zingiberaceae. The record is from RefSeq and is a predicted model, not a curated record. The coding region runs from base 59 to 1006 and encodes 315 amino acids. Gene Ontology annotation, cellular component: chloroplast. Gene Ontology annotation, molecular function: red chlorophyll catabolite reductase activity.